Molecule: messenger RNA, 1176 nt
Organism: Linum tenue
Lineage: Eukaryota; Viridiplantae; Streptophyta; Magnoliopsida; Malpighiales; Linaceae
Source: the annotation of a GenBank genome assembly
AUGACCAACCAGAACAACGCGAAUUCCAACCCCAUCUUCCCUUCUUCUUCGUCGUCUCCUCCUCCCCCUCUUCCUCCGCCGCAGAUUUCUCCUCUUCCGAACCCAAACCACCAUCGGAAGAAGCGAACCAAGUUGAACAAGAUUCUGACCCACAAUGCGGCGGAGUCGGCGGCGAGUGGGAGUGCCAGGAAGAACAAGGCGGGCAGCAGCGGUGGAGGGAAAAAGGCGGACCCGUCAGCGCCGAAGGACAAGCCGUGUACAGAGUGCGGGAAGAAGUUCUCGUCUUGGAAGGCUCUUUUCGGUCACAUGAGGUGUCACCCUGAGAGGGAAUGGCGCGGGAUUAACCCUCCCCCUAAUCACCGCCGCCGCCCUACGCCGCAGACUCCCCUGAUGAUUUUCCCUCCCUCGCCGCCGCCACCGCCGCUGCCGCAGACCCACAUUGGAGGGCCGCGUGGGGACCCACAGGAGAUGAUAACGAUGACCGCAGCGGAUCACGAGGUGGCUGAUUGUUUACUCUUCCUGGCCAAUUUCACCGCCGCCGUCGCCGUCACCGCUUGCAGUCACCAAUCCCCUGUUUCAGGAGAGCAAAAUUGGGGAAACAGAGUAGCAGCCGCUGUGGAAGGAGACGAAUUUGGCGGCGCAAUUGUGCCUUUCCACCAUCACAAUCAAGAAGAAGGAGAGGAUUCGGGUCGGUUCGAGUGUUCAAGUUGCAAGAAGGUGUUUGGGUCACACCAGGCGCUUGGAGGGCACCGCGCCAGCCACAAGAACGUCAAGGGCUGCUUCCAGAACGACACAAUUGUCCCCGCAUCAGACGAUUCUAGGCAGAACAGUUCAUUAGCCGAAAGUUGUGGUGAUGCGCAUUCGGCGGCGGUUGUGUUGGCGGGAGUCGACGGCGGCGGUUCCGUCCCCGGCUAUCACCAAUGCAGCAUUUGCCUAAGGGUUUUCCCGAGCGGGCAGGCGCUCGGCGGGCACAAGAGAUGUCAUUGGGACAAUCAGAGAGGUAUUCAACAGCAGCAGCAGCAGCAGCAGCAAGGGUCGCAAUCUUCGUCGUCGAUGUUGAUGGUGGACCUGAAUUUGCCGGCGCCGGUGCCAGCACCGGCUGUGAUUCUCCCGCCGAAGGAUGAAGGGCAUGAAUGCUCUUCGGCCCCAACUCUGGACUUGAGGUUGGGCCUUUGA